This is a messenger RNA of Aplosporella prunicola CBS 121167, 942 nucleotides long. RefSeq lists its product as uncharacterized. The coding region runs from base 137 to 742 and encodes 201 amino acids. The record is from RefSeq and is a predicted model, not a curated record. Lineage: Eukaryota; Fungi; Ascomycota; Dothideomycetes; Botryosphaeriales; Aplosporellaceae. The transcript has a single exon.
CAAUGGAGCGUUGGCGACUGAGGUAGGUUCCUUUUAGCUCUCCCUCUUUUGCGCCAUUAGGCGUAUAAUACGUUUGCAGAGCCAUCAGAACGCACUGGGCCUCGCGUACACCGUUCCUGUCGCCCUGCACCUGGUUAUGAGAGACUGGCGGGACAAGCUACUGCUCGGAUCGUGGGCCGUGGAUCUUUCGUGCCUCGUCAACCCGCACGACACGAACAAUAGGCUGGCGUUUCUGUUCUGCAAACUGGUGCGAAGCGCGUUAGCUGCUUCGCCGGACGGAGCUUUCGAGCCCUGUUCUCCUCCGCCUUGCAAGCUAGAUAAAUUCUGGCUGGCGACCGAUUUCGCAGAGAAAGUCAGUGCGGUCGACUCGCAGACUUGGAGUGACGGAAGUUGGGGAGAUUUCUCAAUGCUCUUGGAAAGGCUGCGGCCAUACAGGGACCUUGAAGCUUGGAGAGCAAAGCCUUUGUCUUCACUCAAGGAUACGGAUUUUGCGCUCGAUGCUGUUGAAGUUGUACUGUGGUGUUUCUUCUCCACAGACACGCUGAAGGAAGGCGCUAAGACGGUCGAACGUUUCCACGGAGACCCCGGAGCGGUCAGCGCUUUGUACGGAGCUCUGUCCGGCGCCUUUUAUGGGUACAGCGCUAUACCGAGCGAGUGGGUCGAUGCCAUCCCUGCGCACAGUGGCUUGGAUGACGCGAUAAUCGGUAUAUGUAGUUUGCGCGAUAAGCAAUUGGAAAUGUAGAAUGAGAGUGCAGUGGCUUGAUGAGGCAGAGCUUGAGAAUAAAAGUACUGCUAAGAGGGGAUAGGUAACCAAGUAAUCAAGCAAUCACUAUAGGGCGAUUAGGCUUCAGCAAACGCAUACUUAUCUGACGGGAUACUCCGGGUUUUUUCCCAAAUAGGUAAAAGGAAAGCGGAGCCGGAAAUACGCGAGCGCAGGCGGGG